AUGGAGCUUUCUAUAAUGAGAAAUCUCUAUGAUGCUUCACUAAAAGGAUGUGUUAGUACCUUGAAAAAACUUAUCGAAAAAGACCCUCUUAUUCUAAGCAGAGUUUCACUCUAUCCAAACUUUGAAACUCCACUACACAUAGCUUCUUUGCUAGGAUAUUUAGAAUUAUGUCAAAUUCUUCUUGAUAUAAAUCCCAUUUUAGCAACUGAAAUGAAUUCAGAAGGACAUUGCCCUCUUCAUCUAGCUUCAGCUAAAGGACACAUUGAAAUAGUGAAAGCAUUGUUGUUGACAGACGCGGAAGCUUGCUUGAUAAGGGACAAAGAUGACAAGCUUCCUCUCCAUUUUGCUGUUAUGAGAGGACGUUUAGGUGUCAUUAAGGAGUUGAUCAGCGCAAUGCCGGAGACAGAAAUCGAUAAGGUGAUGGCCGAGAUUGAUGAUCAUGGUUCUGUUCUGCAUUUGUGUGUUUUUUAUAAUCAUCUAGAAGCAAUGAAGAUCCUAGUUGAAUCAAUUAGAGGAGACAUUGAUCAAAUUUUAUCUUCUAAAGACAAAGAGGGUAACACUGUUUUGGAUUUAGCUAUCAAACGAGGCCAAAUUAAGAUGAUUAAGUACUUGAUCUCACUAUCUGAAGUGAGUGAGACGAUAAAUACUUCCAAAUCAGAAGCUUUAAGAGCUUUGGAUAUGUUGGAGCAUUAUCCAAGAGAUUUCAUCAGCCACACAGUUCAACACAUUUCCAAUGAAGAAAGAGCUCAAACAUCUUCAAAUAUAUCUAUUGCACAACAAGAUCAUAUAACUUCACCAAACAAUGAUCCUCCAGAAAAUCAACCACCAUCACAAAAUAUUAAUCCUCCACAAUCUUUACCAAUAAAUGAUCCUCUAGUACAAUCACCAAUUAGUCAUCCUCUACAACUAACAAAUUCUUCACCACACAAUAAUCCUUCGCAACCAUCAUCUCAUAAUCCAUCACCAAGCAAUAGUCCUCAACAUCUACAAUCACCAUCACCACACAAUGAUCCUGCACAACCAUCAUCUCAUAACCCUUCACUAAGCAAUGUUCCUCUACAACCACCAAACAUAGCUAAUGAACAACACAAAUGUACUAGAUGGGACACGGUUGAGGAAUUCUGCAACACAUACCUAAUAAACCAAGACUACUGGAUAGAUAAAAAGACAAGAGAACAACUAAUGGUAGCAGCAACCGUGAUCGCAACAAUGACAUUUCAAUCAGUAAUAAGUCCACCGGGCGGCGUUUGGCAAGAAGAUACAACAAAAGGCGGUUACGCUUGUCCUGAUUAUGGUUUCUGUGAAGCAGGAACUGCAGUUGUAGGCUAUGUUUGGUCACCAGAUUAUCUGAAAUUCAUUUUCUUCAACUCUGCUUCUUUCUUUGCUUCACUAUGUGUGCUUUUGAUUCUCAUCAGUGGGCUUCCUCUACACAAUAAGGUCAUAGUGUGGAUUUUGGCACUUUUGAUGGUAAUUGCAAUCACAUGCAUGUUGCUUACAUAUAUGUGGGCGUUGGGAUUAGUUAGUCCUAAUCAUAUUUACUAUAGAAUUCAUGAUUUGGGUUAUAUCUUAGUUGGAAUUUGGAUUUUCUUACUUUUUGUUGUUUGUUUGAUUCAAAUAGUUAGAACUGUGUUUUGGGUUAGGUCUAGGAGCAGAGCAGGUCCUCCACAAAUUAAUGUUGCACAAUAAGAGUCUUACUUACAUUCAAUGAUAUAUGACCUGAAAGGAUUGAGUUCGACUCGACUCAUAUUUUAAAAUGGUGUCAAAAGAGUAUAUUCAAGACA
This is a messenger RNA of Trifolium pratense (red clover), 1781 nucleotides long. Its product is annotated as ankyrin-3-like. Bases 1 to 1686 code for a protein of 561 amino acids. The record is from RefSeq and is a predicted model, not a curated record. NCBI's taxonomy places the organism in Eukaryota, Viridiplantae, Streptophyta, Magnoliopsida, Fabales, Fabaceae. Gene Ontology annotation, molecular function: protein binding. The transcript is spliced from 2 exons.